UGUCGGAUGAUGGGCUACGCAUCCAAUGAAAUACUCCUCUUUUUCUCGGUGACGUGCAUCUACAUGACGUGCGGAAUACUAACGACGAGCCCAACGAAAUUGCCGUCCAUCGUACGCGGCUAUCUACCCCCUCGAAGCGUUCCCGUUUCAACGAGUUCCUCAAGGAGCGUUAUUUACGCCAAUCACAAGUACGACGUUGUCGACGAACCUGAGGAAAAUGAUGAUUAUCGCUUAAGAGAUAGCUACGUGUAUCCGGGCUCAAGGCCAACUACGGUGUCUCUUCCUUUUGAGGACGAUAUUUCUGAAACGUUCGAUAAAGCUGAGAAAAUUGUCAGCUUGAAUCAGAAUCGUGGGAGGUUUCCACCGAGGUCAGAAAAAUUUCUUGAAAUAUCGACGAAGAGUUCAAACUCGUUUGAACGUCAUCUUCUUGCUCCUGUCAGAUCGUGGUACAAAGUGGAGGAGAAAGCAAAGAAAGAAGAAGACUGUGUCGUUAGAGAAAACAUAGCUUCCAAUCACGAAGGAUCGCCGAGUUAUCUUGGGAAAAAUGUAAAUCUGACAAAGUCCUAUCACGAUUCGCAAGACAUAACAAGCGCCAUCAAGUUUCUGGAUCGUUUCCUAAGCAGGACACUAAACGGCGAUAGCUACAACAACGAGCUACAUCCACCGACCAAUCCUGUUUUGGCUCUGGUCCUGUCUCGAUAUGGACGAUACGUGGCUGGCCCACGAAACCCUCGUCUAUAUUCAUACAUGGCGGUAAAUAAUAUCCAUAACAAUAGGCCCUUCGGACAAUACAAGCAAGAAUGUGAGGAAGAACCGAGAUACGUCAGCUCGAAAUAACUCUGAUAUUUCGUCCAGAUAUAGUUUCGUACGAACGGUGUAAUUGAUAUUCUCUCUCUCUCUCUUUUUUUUUCUUUUUUUUUUUUUUUGUAUAAAAAUGCCUCCGAGCGACAGGAGAUGUUCCUCUUCCUGUUACGUUCCCUUUUUAUACCUUUUUUCUCAAAUUGAUGCAACUGGUGAAAUCGUUUGGUAAUUUACGGUUAUGAAUUAAUGUAAUUUACCGGGGAAUCGUAACGAGUUCGACAUCGUGGGCUCUCAACGUUACACGUGAAUCAGUAAAAUGUACAUAUGUCGUCGUACGAGUGUUCCAAUAUAUCGCGAAAAUCGAAUAGAAAAAUGGUUACGAUUAUUACGGAAAUACGAUCAGCCAACAUCAAAUGCAAAAUCUCGGACAAAUAUUUUUGGCGCUCGACGUCGACUAUGAUCUUCGCAAAUACAUUUUUAAAGUUUCCAGACGAUCGCAGGAUUUCCAACUGUAUUUUUAAGGUGUUGCUCGCACGACGCGCGCCAAAGUAAACCGCUUUCAUAAUGGACUGCUUAAACGUUGAUCCACUUGAGGGAAACGAGAGUAGAAGGGUUUCUAAAAAUCCUUCCUCUUUCGUACAACGUUUUCUAUUUUUUGUUCACUCUCCCUCCUUUUCCUUUUUGGUCAACGUUUCAGCGUCGUUCUUUAUUCAUUUAAAUUUGCCUCCGCGCAUAAUUCUCUUUCCUUUGAAGCCGACCCAAGUACGUUAGCGCGGAGGAAAGGAAGGAAAGUAAAGGUUUCUUAGAUGGAUUAGAUUUGUUAUUUUCCUUUUUUUUUUUCAUCUUUUCUUCGUACGUUCAAUGCUCGUAAAUUUCAAUUAUAAAUCCGAGGGUAUAAAAGAUUUUCAUUUUUGAAAAUUAUGAAAAUAUUAGUAGAGAUAAAACGUGUUAAAUACGUAAGCUCAACGAGUACAAUCGAGACUCGUUUUAUAAAGGAGAAAGAUAGUUAACGAGAAUGAUUCAAGUAUAUGAACUAAAAGUCAGGUCAGCGAUAAAUAUUAAUUAUCGGUCUUGUGUCCAACACGGACGUUGGAAAUAAUGCGAAGAUAUGUGCAAUCGCGUGGCCUCCAAUUACAUAUGACGAUUGGUGCAAUAAAUAGAACGAUAACUUUGCCUUCUUACGCAUAGAUAACUAUGGUAGAUAAAGGGUAUUAUAAAUGGGCUAGUUGGCGACGUUUUCGCAGGUCACUUAAUCAUCUCUAAGAAGACUCUGAUGUAUUCUAGCAACAAGAUUGCGAACGUUAAGUGGGUCUUGAUUAACGUCGUACAACUUUGUCAGAAAGAGAGAAAGACAGAGGAGGGAGGGAGAGAGAGAGAGAGAGAGAGAGAGAGAGAGAGAGAGAGAAGAAAAGAGAAAGUAUGGCAUUAGAUGUAUAAUGAAAAUGCGUUCUCGCGAGCGUGAAAAUUGUUAGCUGGCUAGAUGGAAGAUCGAUAAGUAUCCCGAAAAGUAUCCCAAGAACCACGUCACGGUUUCUCGUAAAUCUUUAAACGCGUCGAACGCGAGAUUUCGCGCUGCGAAGUAAAUAAAACAGUUCUCCCAUCAUUAUUCCCUCCGCGGAGCGUGAAUUUCCCCUCGAAUUUCUUUCUGCUUAUGUAAUUCUACGACUCCGCUUGAAAGAAACGAGGUGAGUGUGAGUGAGAAAGAGAGAUCCCCGACGGGGAACAGCGGGUGAGACUGAAAUUGCGACGGUGCAAGCCGCGUCUCGGGUUCGAGUCAAACCGCAAUAAAAAGCAGGGAAGAAACCGGAAUAAAAUAUGAGGAAUACGUUCGCGCUAUCCUUUCUGCGUCCGUAAAGAGAAAGAAAAAGGUAAGAGAGAAAGGGAACGAGCUCGUUUGAGGACAAGGGAUGUAUGUGUGUGUAUGUGAGAGAGAGAGAGAGAGAGAGAAAAAGUAGAAAUGGUAUUACUUCGAUACGUUUCGAGGAAAGACGCGAAUGGCAAAAGAUGGAGCCAUUCCAAGAGUAGUUUCCACGAUGACAAAUCCUACUGAAAUUUUUUCCUAGUCCAUUCAAAUUUUUAACUUUCCUUUAUUAUUUUCUUUCCCACGAAUCGUGUCAAUCAGGUUUAGUUGGUUAUAGGAUUGUCGAUAAUUGCGAAGAUUGUUUCUCGUCUUCUUGUACGUACAUUUUGCAUUCUACUAUUUUCCGAUUGACGUUUAAAGACGAGCGAAAAGAAUUUUCUCUUUCUCUAGCUUUCAGCAUUGAAAAAAAAAAAAAAAAAAAAAAACAAAAAACGAGAACGACAAAGAGCCUUCGUGAAAAGUUCAAUCAUAUUUCACGGAAAAUGCGUAUUGCGGAAAAUGGAAUUUUUAUAAUAUUCUUGACUAUUACGUAGACAAAACUUUUCGACUACAAAUACAAAUACGAAAGUU
Molecule: messenger RNA, 3232 nt
Organism: Vespula vulgaris
Lineage: Eukaryota; Metazoa; Arthropoda; Insecta; Hymenoptera; Vespidae
Exons: 3
Coding region: 7-837 (276 amino acids)
Source: RefSeq, a predicted model, not a curated record